AAACCCGGAAGAGGAUUAUGGAGCGCAGGUCAUACAGAGCAGCAUUAUGGCGAUCGUCUUGUGAAGCAAUGUAGACAAAGCGGUCAAAAGUACACCKAUGUUGAUCUACAGAGGCGCAAAGUGGUCUCGCUAGUGACCGACCGACCAUUUCGCAAUCAUUCGCUGGCACCCCUUCAUGUUAGUGAAAGUCCGUCCAUGUUCUUUUCCAAUAUUUUGCGUUGUUGCAUUGAGACGUAAAUACUCAGCUGUAUUUUAAAUUCUUCAUAAUCGUUAUCGCCUGCGAGAGACAUGGGGAAUGGAAUGAACAAGGUUGUUGAUGGGGUCUACCUGGGAAAUAUCAGAGGUAUGGUCAAAUGCUACAAGGGAAGAGAUGACAAGAAUAUCUAACUCUGAGAACAGAGAAAGUUUGUCCCAGAACAACAUCACCCACAUCCUGUCUGUGUAUAACAAUGCUAAACCCGUGCUGGAGGACAUGACCUACCUGUGUAUCCACGCAGCUGAUGCGUCUAGCCAGAACCUGUCACAGCAUUUCAAAGAGAGCAUCAGGUUCAUCCACGAAUGUCGUCUAAAUGGAGGGGCCUGUCUGGUGCACUGCCUGGCCGGUGUGUCCCGUAGUACUACCAUGGUGGUGGCCUACCUGAUGACCGUCACCACCUACAGCUGGGAGGAGUGUCUGUCGGCUGUCAAGGCUGUGCGUUCCUUUGUAGGCCCGAAUUAUGGCUUCCAACAUCAACUACAGGAGUACCAGAUGAACCAAGUCACAGAGUACCGGGCGUGGCUGCGGGCCAGUUUCCGCCCCAGUCCUUUUAAGGACCAGGAGCAGGUGGGAGCGCUGCUGAACCAGUACAUAGAGCAGCAACAGCAGGAGAACCAGAGGAGAGGAGGGGACCAGGGCUGGAUGAACCAGGCCUCCAGUGUCUACCCUCUACCCUACAAUGCCUACAACGGCUCUGGGGGCAACAGAUGAGCCAAGGGGCCUCGGGUCUCCGUGAUCCCACCAACCUCCAGCUCAGGCCUGCCUGGAGAGUGAGACAAUGGCCCAGUCCCAAAAUCACCCCUAGGCACUUAGAUCUGAAAGGAUCGAAUGGGUGUAAGAUGGGGCCAGGGGUUUCUCUUGACCAAGACAUUCUCCAGACCCUAGUCCUAAGCAAUAUGGGAAUAGCUCCACCCUGCCCUCUGAUAGACUAGGUGGAAUUGUCACCCUAUUGCCUGUAACUAUUUAGUACUUACAGGUCCCAAGUGCAUAGGGGUAUUUUGGGGGCAUUGGCUAACUGACUCUCUCACCACUGCACUACCUCCCAUGUCCCUCGCCACCUUCACCACUGAACUGACCUUAGUGCAGCCUGAUCAGGAGCUCUGAUGCUCACUGAAGCCUUAGUCCAAACACCUCCACACCUCAACACCUUGACCUUACAGCCACAUACUACCAUGAGGCUUCACCUGUCCUAUAACCUCGCCUCAACUCACCUCUAAACCCAACGGGUCAAUAGAUAAAGAAUUGUAGGACUAGCAGUUUUUUUCCCGUAAUCAUCUGCCUAAGACCUAUAACGAGGACCUGGUUAGGUCACAUGAUCAGGAAAAAGUCCUGCACAUAACAUUACAUUUAAUCAAUUAUUAUUAAUAUGUUUAUCAAUAUGUUAUUACAUGGUACCAUGAUUACGUCAUGUUAAAUGCAGUCCGCUGGUUAGAUGGAGGAUCUGAUUGGUGUUGAGGGUUGAAUGGACAUAUGAAUGAACAUAAGAUGCUCUCCGCCCUAAUUUAAACUGAUCCAGCUACUGUAUACCUGCAUGUGAUAAAGGUUUAAAUAACAGCAGCUUUGCCAUAGAAAAUGAAUGCCUCGUUCCAGCUAGUAAAAUGAAGGAUCAUUACAGCCCAAAGUCAUAAUAUGGGGUCUUCCUAAAAUCUACCAUAAAUCUGCUAUGGAAAUUUGCUUGUCAAUUUAUCAGAAGCUAUAAAUAUACAUWUAUUUUUAGGGAAUUUUUAAGAUCUUUGUUAAAUGUUUAGUGGUACAAAUGAUGUUGUAUCAUAGUGUAUAUAUCUGCUUUAUUAAUAUUAAAAUGUACACUUUCAUUGUUUGCCCAAAAAUAUAUGCUAAUAAAUACUAUUAUGAAGCCAAA
Salvelinus sp. IW2-2015 is the source of this 2117-nucleotide messenger RNA. RefSeq names its product dual specificity phosphatase 22a (gene dusp22a). Gene Ontology annotation, cellular component: cytosol. Gene Ontology annotation, biological process: signal transduction; protein dephosphorylation. Lineage: Eukaryota; Metazoa; Chordata; Actinopteri; Salmoniformes; Salmonidae. The record is from RefSeq and is a predicted model, not a curated record. Gene Ontology annotation, molecular function: protein tyrosine phosphatase activity; protein tyrosine/serine/threonine phosphatase activity.